Messenger RNA from Scylla paramamosain (green mud crab), 3489 nucleotides. Its product is annotated as GMP reductase 2-like. Gene Ontology annotation, molecular function: GMP reductase activity. The record is from RefSeq and is a predicted model, not a curated record. Gene Ontology annotation, cellular component: GMP reductase complex. Lineage: Eukaryota; Metazoa; Arthropoda; Malacostraca; Decapoda; Portunidae. Gene Ontology annotation, biological process: nucleotide metabolic process.
AAGUGCCAGAGCCAGACAGUCCAGCCACAGCCGGCGAGAGGAGUGGUAGAGUUUGUGCUACGUCGCGCUUCGUGACUGGAAUCUAUAUCUAAGAUGCCUCGCAUAGAUAAUGAUAUCAAGUUAGACUUCAAGGAUGUUCUUCUACGUCCGAAGAGAUCUACACUGAAAAGUCGCUCAGACGUGGACUUGAUAAGGAAUAUCACCUUCAGAAACUCGAAGCAGACAUGCAGUGGCAUCCCUAUCAUAGCAGCCAAUAUGGACACUGUGGGGACCUUCAUGAUGGCCAAAGAACUUGCUAAGCAUAAAUGCUUCACAGCCAUCCACAAACACUACACCUUUGAGCAAUGGGUGGACUUUGGAAACAACAACAAGGAUGUGCUUGGCUUUGUGGCAGCAUCCUCAGGCACAUCAGACUCCGACUGGGAUAAACUGCAGAAAAUUCUUGGACAGUUUCCUGAGAUCAAGUUCAUUUGUCUGGAUGUUGCCAAUGGGUACUCUGAAGUGUUUGUUGAAUAUGUCAGGAAGGUCCGCAAGAACUUCCCAGAACACACCAUCCUCGCCGGCAAUGUGGUCACGGGAGAGAUGGUGGAGGAGCUGAUUCUCUCUGGGGCAGAUAUCAUCAAGGUGGGGAUUGGCCCAGGUUCAGUGUGCACCACCAGGAAGAAGGCUGGUGUGGGAUACCCCCAGCUCUCUGCCGUGCUGGAGUGUGCUGAUGCUGCUCAUGGCCUGGCUGGUCACAUCAUUUCGGAUGGUGGCUGCACCUGCCCUGGUGAUAUUGCCAAGGCAUUUGGAGCAGGAGCUGACUUUGUAAUGAUGGGAGGAAUGCUUGCUGGCCAUGACCUCGGGGGAGAAGUAAUAGAACGUAAUGGAAAGAAGUUCAAGCAGUUUUACGGAAUGUCAAGUGCCACUGCCAUGCAGAAGUACUCUGGAGGAGUAGCUGAAUAUAGGGCAAGUGAGGGGAAGUCAGUGGAGAUACCAUACAAAGGGGACGUGAAUAAUACCAUCUUGGACAUCCUGGGAGGGCUGCGGUCUGCCUGUACCUACACUGGUGCUGCCAAGCUCAAAGAACUUCCAAAACGCACAACUUUCAUUCGAGUUACCCAGCAAACCAACGAGAUCUUUGCUGCUCAUCACGCUGAGAAGCAGUCAUGAUUGCUGAUUACGUAUUUCACACUGAUAUUGGCUUAUCCUAUUUAUAUGGUUUAAUUUAUUUUGAAGUAUGGUUUUCCAACUGUUGUCCCUUUGAACAUUUCCUGAGGCUUUCAUGAUCUUUUUAAGUAUUUAGUUAGUAACAGUUUUGCAAAUGCACAUAUUUAUGGACAGAAACAAACUGAGACUCCUCUGCUGUGGGUUUCCCCCUAAAAGAGUUCCAAGGAGAAGACAUAGUAUAGCUGCAGUGACCAUACACACUUUACCUUCUUAACUAAAACAAAUCAUAGGUGGCAAUCAUCCAGUAUUGUGACUUCUACUUAGUCAAUCAUUUGUUGUUGGAUAUUAGCUGUAUAGCUGGUAAAAAUAACAAGUAAAGGAAACAGGUGACACCAUAAGAAACAAGAGUAAAGGGAAUAGCAUUAAGAACACAUAUAAAGAGUAGGUUACAUGUGGAACUGAGUUAUGUAUUGUUUCUUGAGUGAUAAAGUAAGGAGGGUGGAAGAAUGUGUUUGUAUUAGCUUUUUUUUUUCUUUCCCUUGCUCUCUCUCUCUCUCUCUCUCUCUCUCUCUCUCUCUCUCUCUCUCUCUCUCUCUCUCUCUCUCUCUCUCUCUCUCUCUCUCUCUCUCUCUCUCUCUCUCUCUCUCUCUCUCUCUCUCUCUCUCUCUCUCUCUCUCUCUCUCUCUCUCUCUCUGUUGAAAUGUUCUUGUGCCAUGCUUCCAUGAAAAAGAAAAGCACUUAAGUAAAAAGAGGUGACUGAAAAGAACAUCUGAAGUAAUGUUGAGAUUAUUACCAUUGUUACCAUUAUAUAUAGUACUGAAAGAAGAGGGUUGUAAUUUGUGAGGUUGAUUUUAGGUGAUGGCAAGUUUUUAAGAAUUUGUGCAUUUUAUCAUGUGGCUCUGUACUAUUUUCUGUGGUUGUGUAUUUCAUCAUGUGGCUUUGCACUAUCUUCUGUGGCUGUGGUUUUACUAGCUGUUGAAACUCUUGUCUAGCCUCUGCAGUGCUGUUUAUGACAUAGAGAUUCUUUAUAUAAGUCCCAAGAGAAAGUAUAAUGACAUGUAUUUAUUGCAUGAGCCCAAGAAGAUAUAAUUAGAUAUUCAUUCAAUAUAUAUAUAUAUAUAUAUAUAUAUAUAUAUAUAUAUAUAUAUAUAUAUAUAUAUAUAUAUAUAUAUAUAUAUAUAUAUAUAUAUAUAUAUAUAUAUAUAUAUAUAUUACAUAAACCCUGAGAGACAUUAUAAUUGUAUCUACAAUCAUUAUUAUUAUUUUUUUUAUGUUAGUUUAAUCAUGAUUCUGCACAAUCAUUAGGGAGAAAAAAUCAUGAGAACAUGACAAAUAAUUUCAAUGAACUUUAAUAAUAGUUGUUAUGAUAACACUAAGUGUUUGAGAGUACAGGCACUGUGGCGCAUCAAAUGAUAUGCUGCCCUUGUGUAAGCUCAAACAAAAGCAGGAUAAUCAUCCUGCUUUUGUUUUAGCUCCCUACCUCCAACACUUACAUCAUGCAAAGUGUUCAGGUAUUCCUUGAAAGUUUGGAAUAUAUGAUAAAUAUGCCAAGCAUAAGGGAUACUAGGGCUACACAAACAAGCAGCCUCAAGGAAAAGACAGUUAGUAGUAUUGUACACAUUUAUAAGGUUGUUAACUUGUAGAUUACUGUACCUCCACUCAAUGUCCACUCAGCACUUUAAUAUUCUAUUGUGUCAGGUGCUAAUAGGGGGAAGAGCAAAAGAAGCACGAAGGAUUUGUGUGUGAUCAGCUGCAAGACAGUAUUAUGAGAGGUGUGUUUGGGUGUAUGACAGAAAAGUACAUAUAUAAAAAUAGGUUUAUUUAUAUGGUUGUAUGUAAGGAAGAUACAUUGAGAAGGGGAUGUAUGUGGGUGUUUGGAAGAAAAUUAGAAAUAUGUAUAGAAGGCAAGAAGGUGAUAUUGGAAUGUGCCUUGAUUACUGUAACUCAUCUUGGUGUGUGUGUGUGUGUGUGUGUGUGUGUGUGUGUGUGUGUGUGUGUGUGUGUGUGUGUGUGUGUGUGUGUGUGUGUGUGUGUGUGUGUGUGUGUGUGUUGCACUUUUCCCUCCAUCACUAACUCUGCUGAGAUUAAUGAGAGGGAUCCAUCCUCCUUAUUUGUGUUGGUAGAACUAAUUGAUGAACAGUACAGCUUUUAAGAGUAAAAAAAGAAAACAAAUUGAUAUAUGGAUCUUAAUAAGUGCUUGCUUACAAGGAGGAUAUAUUGGUAUAAUUUUCAUUUCUAGACAAUAUAUUUCUGCCUUUGUGUAGGAAAGUAGGAGCAAAUCUGUUAUGGGCUUGGUUACUCUCAAGGUUAUAUGUUUAAUAAUCAAUAUGAGACAUACAA